Saccostrea cuccullata (small rock oyster) is the source of this 613-nucleotide messenger RNA. RefSeq lists its product as uncharacterized. The transcript is spliced from 5 exons. The record is from RefSeq and is a predicted model, not a curated record. The coding region runs from base 80 to 613 and encodes 177 amino acids. NCBI's taxonomy places the organism in Eukaryota, Metazoa, Mollusca, Bivalvia, Ostreida, Ostreidae.
CAUUGAUUCUCUUUUGAGAUACUGCAGUAAACAAAGAAAACUUCUGUGUUUGAAGAUUUGUGCGAGAAGUAUUUCAGCUAUGGCUAAAUUUGUUGAUGACAAUUACUGGGUAAAUCGUGCCCACGAAGAAGCUGUGGAAAAUGCGAAAUUAAAACACCAGCAAGGAGAGGGGCCAUGUGUGAUGUUUGCUUUAGAUACGUCAGGAAGUAUGGCCGGGGAAGCCUUCCAUCAGAUGAAGACGGCUUUCAUUGACAUCAUAGACGAAUACGCCAAAAACAGCAUGGAUGAAACUGUUGCCGUCGUUACUUUUGGAGAGGAAGUCAAGUUUCGUCAUUAUUACUCCAAUAAUUACCAAUCGCUGAAAAGAUGUCUAGAUGACGUGGUCUGUCGGGGUGCCUCUCCCAUUCAGGCGGCCAUUACUCUCUGUCUGUCGGGGUUGGCUUUUGGUGGAGGAUAUAAUACAGGGAUAGGAAUGUUCCAAGUAAGAGCUAAGCUAGUACUGAUUACCGAUGGUAAACCCACGACUUCAAACAUGAUAGGGGGAGAAGAGGACGAAGAUCUUAUGGACCCAGUAGAGGUUUACCUGAUAUCUGAAUCCUCUUCCAUUAAAUAA